Molecule: messenger RNA, 1440 nt
Organism: Andrographis paniculata
Lineage: Eukaryota; Viridiplantae; Streptophyta; Magnoliopsida; Lamiales; Acanthaceae
Exons: 5
Coding region: 1-1440 (479 amino acids)
Biological process (GO): DNA integration
Molecular function (GO): nucleic acid binding; RNA-DNA hybrid ribonuclease activity
Source: RefSeq, a predicted model, not a curated record
AUGCAAGGCAGACUCAUGAAGUGGGCCAUUAAAUUAGCUCACUUCGAUUUGUAUCAUUUUCCCUUGAGGGCGGUCAAAGGCCAAGCAGUGGCAAAUUUUUUGGCAGGCUUCACAGGUUGUGAAGAGCAAACGACCGGGUGUAUACCUUAUGUAAGGACCCGAAAUUGGUUAAUGUUCUUUGAUGGUUCUACCUCAGGAAACAGAUCUGCUGCAGGGGUCCUAUUGGAAGGUCCAGACGGCCAAAAGGUCAAUUUGCAGCUUCAAUUGGAAGAUAUGACCCAUAAUUCAGCAGAAUAUGAAGCUUUGAUCUUGAGAUUGGAAGCCUUGAUAGCCAGAAAAGUUCAGUCGGUUAUUAUAAAAGGGGACUCUCAAUUGGUGAUUAACCAGGUAAACACAAAAUAUGUUUGCAAUUAUCCCCACCUUCGGUGGUACAGGGAUUUGGUAGGUCGUUUGUUAUCAAAGAUCUCCGAAGUGAUAAUCGAGUUCGUUUCUAAAGAGGAGAAUCAGUUUGCAGAUGAUUUAGCUCAAAAAUCUUGCAAGGGAAUUUUGAAAGAUAUUUGCACUGAGGUCGGCUCUGAGUUUGAAACAGAAGCCGACUGGAGGAUUGAAGAAGGAACCGUCUGGCAGACUGGAGUAGGAGCCGACCGGAGGACUGAAGAAGGAAUCAUCUGGCAGACUGACAAGGAGUGUUAUAUAAAAGACAUUCGGACAAUUGCUUUUGAAGUGUUUGGGUCCCAAACAGGCUUUGGAGGUGAUGACAGAGAUUGCAUACAAUUUGCCAAGGGCUGUCAAGAAUGUCAGAGGCAUGGACAAUUAAUUCAUUCGCCAGUCACAGAGUUACAAGAUAUGGCAGUUGCUUUGAAAAGCGUGGAUCAGAAGGAGGUUAUUGAUUUUAUGCUGAAUCAGAUCAUCUAUAGAUAUGGUAUACCUUAUUCAUUAACAACCGACCAAGGUCUGGUCUUUACUGGGGAGAAAUUUGUGAGUUUCUUGGCAGAAUUUGGCAUUCGGUUGAAUAAUUCCUCGCCUUAUUAUCCUCAAGCUAAUGGGAAUAACAGAAGUUCUGCCACAAGGUUUUCACCAUAUCAACUAAGUUUUGGACAAGAUGCUGUGUUGCCAGCCGAAGUGCAAGUUUCAUCUGGACGCACAAGUUUUACUAAUGAUGAAUUUACUGAAGAGUAUCAACAAAUGAUGUUACAGCAGUUGGAAAGUCUGGAUGUCAACCAACUUCAUGCAAUUGAUCAGAUUGUAAAGCAAAAUGAGGUCAGGGCCAAGACCUAUGGAAAGAAGAUCUUUUACAGAAUAUUCAAAGAAGGAGACUUGAUUUGGAAGACUAUUCUGAUAACUUACAAGAAGGUCGAUCAAUUAGGAAAGUGGUCUCCGAAUUGGGAGGGACUAUUCAUAGUUCAAAAAGAAAUUGGAAAUGGUGCCUAUAUUUUAUAA